Molecule: messenger RNA, 711 nt
Organism: Linum tenue
Lineage: Eukaryota; Viridiplantae; Streptophyta; Magnoliopsida; Malpighiales; Linaceae
Source: the annotation of a GenBank genome assembly
AUGACCAUGAAGAGAUUCCCCGCCGCCGCGGAGCUCGACGACAUGGCCAACUGCUUGAUUCUCCUCUCCAAGAUCGCCACCGAGAACGACGCCGUUUUACACCGUCGUGACCAAUCCAACGCCACGACAGCAGCGGGGGACGGUCGCUUGUUCGAGUGCAAGACCUGCGAGAAGAAGUUCCCGUCGUUUCAGGCGCUGGGAGGCCACCGGGCCAGCCACAACAAGCCCAAGCUGCAGCAGGCCCACAACAACCACCCCCUGGAUUCGCCCCCGGGAGCGAAGCCCAACAACAAGACCCACGAGUGCGCCAUCUGCGGCCUGGAAUUCGCCAUGGGCCAGGCCCUCGGUGGCCACAUGAGGCGCCACCGGGCCGCAUUGAGUUUGCUGCCUGCGGUGGCCAUGAUGAAGAAAUCCUCCUCCUCCCCCGCCGCCGCCGCCGCCAAGAGUACUGGUCACGGCGGGAAGAGGGUUAUGUGUUUGGAUUUGGAUCUCAACUUGACUCCGGUGGAGAAUUACGACUUGAAGUUGCAGUUAGGCAGCGCCCUCCAGAUUGCUUGAAUCAUUUUCUUUUCCCGAUUCUUAUUACAUUCGUUAUUUGUUGCCUCAUUUUUUUUUUUAGAUCUAGACAGAACAGAGAUAGCGUGUUAGUUUCAUGGACAUAUGUAAGAUGGAUUAUUUUUGUUCAUAUCUCAUUCAUUUAUUAAUAUCGAC